AGACUGAGCCAGCCGGUCCUGGGGACACGCGACGGGGGCGCGGCGCCAGGAGGAGCCCGAGCGACAGCCCCCGGCGGGGACCGACUCCCCCCUCCAGCCCCAAGACUCUCCCGGUGCCCCGGUCCCCGCCGCCUCUGAGCGGAGGAAGGGUCGCCAGGAUGCGGGUGGCCCAAGCGCCCUUUCCAGGCAGAGGCUGCUGCUCUGCAUGCCCUGGCUGGGGUCCAGCCCGGGCCACCCCUGAAGCCUGAGCCAGAGCCUGUUCUCUGGAGAUGGACAUGCCCAGGGCGCCCUCUGGUGGGAUCCGGAGCUGAGCCUCUGCGCACCCGAGCCAUGGCCACGGUCCUGAUGCCGCACCCCAAGCCCGGGAACCAGACCCUGUACGAGCACUACAGUUACGUGGGCAAGCUGGAGGGCAGGCUGAAGGAGGCCCCCGAGGGCAGCAUGCUCACCACCGUGCUGUUCCUGAUCAUCUGCAGCCUCAUCGUGCUGGAGAACCUCAUGGUUCUCAUUGCCAUCUGGAAGAAUAAUAAAUUCCACAAUCGCAUGUACUUCUUCAUCGGCAACCUGGCUCUCUGUGACCUGCUGGCCGGCAUUGCCUACAAGGUCAACAUUCUGAUGUCAGGCAAGAGGACGCUGAGCCUGUCUCCAACGGUCUGGUUCCUGCGGGAAGGCAGCAUGUUCGUGGCCCUCGGGGCGUCCACCUGCAGCUUGCUGGCCAUCGCGAUCGAGCGGCACUUGACUAUGAUCAAAAUGAGGCCGUACGACGCCAACAAGAAGCACCGCGUCUUCCUUCUGAUUGGGAUGUGCUGGCUCAUCGCCUUCUCGCUGGGCGCCUUGCCCAUCCUGGGCUGGAACUGCCUGCACGACCUUCCCGACUGCUCCACCAUCCUGCCCCUCUACUCCAAGAAGUACAUCGCCUUCUGCAUCAGCAUCUUCACAGCCAUCCUGGCCACCAUCGUGGUCCUGUACGCACGUAUCUACUUCCUGGUGAAGUCCAGCAGCCGCAGGGUGGCCAGCCCCCACAACUCGGAGCGCUCCAUGGCCCUGCUGCGGACUGUGGUCAUCGUGGUGAGCGUGUUCAUCGCCUGCUGGUCCCCGCUCUUCAUUCUCUUCCUCGUCGACGUGGCCUGCAGGGUGAAGGAGUGUGCCGUCCUGUUCAAGGCCCAGUGGUUCAUUGUGCUGGCCGUGCUGAACUCGGCCAUGAACCCCGUCAUCUACACACUGGCCAGCAAGGAGAUGCGGCGGGCCUUCUUCCGGCUGGUCUGCACCUGCCUGGUCCGGGGCUGGGGCGCCCGCUCCUCGCCUGCCCAGCCCACUCUCGAUCCCAGCAGAAGCAAGUCCAGCGGCAGCAACAACAGUAGCCCCUCGCCAAAGAGCAAGGAGGACCCUCCGCAGAGAGUCACCUCGCCCUGCAUAGCUGACAGGAACAAAACGGUGCAGAAUGGGACCCUCUGUAAAUGAGAGCAGCGGCCUCCAGGAACGGGGAUCCUUACACAUCCACGGGACAAGGGGCACUCUGCUCACAGCCACGGUCUUAUUUAUUGCAUGCCUCAACCCUGGGAGUUCCAGAGCUGGGGCUCGGGAAACCUAUUUGCCAAUAGCCUGAGUAGCGUGGACAUCACUAAGAGGGGACCCGAGGACUUGCCAGCUUAUUCCACGGUAGACAACGUGCUUUGUCCGCUUCGGCUCCUGAGUCUUCCGAAUGUCCCCGGCUGCUGACGUGGUCUGCUGCCUUCCCCCGAGUCCCAGCGGCCACUCUCCAUGGUGCCUGCCGAGGGAAGGUGGUGGUGGGCCACGCAACGUACGGCGUGCUUCCCCAGACGCCACAGUGAGGUUUGGGAACUUCACACUGCAUUGACUGUGCACAGCGUGGAUGCUGGUGCAUUCGUCACGUCUGGGCUAUGGAGCCCUUGUGUUUCCGAUGUCGGCCAUCGGUACGUGGUACCAGUGGGGGCACGUGGUGCAGCGUCCUGCUUGAACCACCAGGUGUAAGGAUGUGGCUAGAAACUAGGUACACACACCGGUCCCAGUCUCCUCAACUGACAUGAAGUCUUGUGUUCAGCAGGCUUUGCCUGAAUUCUCAGAAAGGGCUGCUCCCAAGUGGGGCUCGGGUGUAUAGGGCUGACCCAGAGGGAACGGAGAACCAGAGAGCUUUGGGAGCGGCAUCCUUGUUUCUCCUCUGUCCUGUGUCCCUGUGGAGUCUUACACACAGCCAAAGCCCCGUUCCUAAAGAUCCCAGAAAAGCCAGCCAGGGUCCUUCAGGAGGCUGUCCCUAGGCCAACCAGGAAAAGAACCCACAUGAGCAGAGGACAGACACCCUAGCCAGAAGCCGGAGGCUGCGGUCUCUUUAACGUGAUGGAACGUUUGUCCUGAAUUAGGAGAGGUUUACUUGAUCCUGUGUGGAGUCUGACUCACUUUGAUCAGAGAAGCACUGAGUCAGUGACCCCAUGCUGUCCCCGUGGAGAAGCUGGGGCGGUUGGCAGCCCCUGCCCCCCCCCCAAAGCUGACCCUGACCGUGCCGUGUCAGGAGCACAUCUGGGAUCCGGCGGUGUGCACAUUCUUCAAGGAAAUGUAAUGAUGCUGUACUUCCCCUCUUCAGUAUAGGUUGGCCGUGCGUCCCCGUUGGUAGGGAGUUACUUAGAAGGCGUUUCUGUGCAUGCCUCCCCCAAGGAUUCCACCUGCAGGACAGACAGACGAGGAGAACGUGCACACGUCUGUAGAGAUCUCAUAACCACAGAGUUGACAUGCUCGGUUUCUGGUAGAAGCAAAACAGAGCAACCUUCAGAAGGACUCCUACUUGGGCAAGCCCACAUCAGAGCCCCUGAGGUUUUCUGGUUUGCUGGAUGUUUCGGCUGAGUCAAGACUCAAGAGACGGCUCAAUACGUUAGCUCUCUCGAGGAGAGGUUGACUCCUGCAUGCUGUCCGAUGCACAUUCCCCUGACGGAGGAACAUUCCUGUGGGUCCUGGGGGGUCUCCACGUACCCACCAAAGACUUCCCUCACUUUUGUUAUUGAUGAGAGAAGUCCUGUUUGUCAGGAGACACUUGGCAUGCUUCCUCACAUCACUGAAAAGAGCUUAUUCUCUACUCCGAUAGCGUGUCUGGAAACUAAAGCGUGGAGAAAGCGAGGCAGUGUUUCGGAGCCACAACCUUGGGCAGUGCGUGUUCAUGUAGUGAACAAAGUGGCCGCAGGACCCCUCCGCACUGGCCCUGAGGGGCCCGGGGACCCUGGGUCUCUGGAGUUAGUAUUAGUGACACUUGCACCAUAACCCAGCUUCCUGUUGUGAGAACGCAGAACUUUCAGGCAGUCUGAGUGAAAAAUAUGCCAAAAGAGUAAUUGUGUUCGUUUGAGAGAUACAGAAAACGAUCAACCUUAAUACCGCUGUGUACGGUAUCCUCAGCAGGUGGCUGGGGGCGUGUGGGAGUUUCCAAGCCACAGAGAACUCGUGCAUUAGAUACCACUCGGUCAGUAACCUUUCCCUGUCCCGUGUGUGUUUGUUAACAAAAUAAAACCAAAAG
Zalophus californianus (California sea lion) is the source of this 3517-nucleotide messenger RNA. It is a transcript of the gene S1PR3, whose product is annotated as sphingosine-1-phosphate receptor 3. The record is from RefSeq and is a predicted model, not a curated record. The transcript is spliced from 2 exons. NCBI's taxonomy places the organism in Eukaryota, Metazoa, Chordata, Mammalia, Carnivora, Otariidae. Gene Ontology annotation, cellular component: membrane. Gene Ontology annotation, molecular function: sphingosine-1-phosphate receptor activity. Bases 331 to 1461 code for a protein of 376 amino acids. Gene Ontology annotation, biological process: G protein-coupled receptor signaling pathway.